UACACUCCUGAGAGAAAAUACAUAUAUGCCCACGCUCAAGCUCGCUGCCCUCGCUCUCCUCGCGUCUUCGACCGCCGCUCUCAAGGUCGAGAAGCCGGUCGUGAAGCCCGUUCUGAAGCUGCGCGGCGGCGUGAGCGCGGGCGACGUCAUCACCGGCGGUGCGCUCUUCCUGUCCGCCAGCGUCGGCCUCCCGGCCCUCGCCGGCGGCUCCGACGCUCUCUUCAUGAUCAACUACCCGGGCUUCGACUGGGCCGGCUACCAGGCCAAGUGGACGGCCGAGUCGAAGUCUUACCUCGAUACCAUGACGCGCUUCUUCGGUGGCGCGCUCCUCCUCGCCGGCGCCCUGCAGUACUACGCCAAGGACGUGAUGGCCGCCAAGCCCUACUACGCCAUCCUCACCGUCACGCAGCUCGUCUUCGCCGGCCUGCAGAUCUUCUUCGCGGCGCCGACCGCGGCGAUGCCGAGCGUCCACUACGUCUACGCCGGCAUGAACGCCGUCCUCGCCGUCGCGGGCGCCAUGGCGAUGAUAUAGAGCCGCCGAGCAUCGCUCCACGCGGAGAGCGGCGAAGACGUCGCGAGCGGAAUUGAGGGCGAGGGUGUGGGUGCUCUCGUGAAUUUGACUUGUGCGAGUGGAUGUGGAGUAUUGUUACGUUCGACCCCGAGAGGCGUGGGAGUACCUCGCCAGGUAGUGUGGGUUGUCCGCGUUUUUGUUCUGAGACUUUUCUGUCUUCGC
Molecule: messenger RNA, 733 nt
Organism: Emiliania huxleyi CCMP1516
Lineage: Eukaryota; Haptophyta; Isochrysidales; Noelaerhabdaceae
Exons: 2
Source: RefSeq, a predicted model, not a curated record